Lasiodiplodia theobromae is the source of this 1605-nucleotide messenger RNA. Its product is annotated as Carboxylic acid transport protein. Gene Ontology annotation, biological process: carboxylic acid transport; transmembrane transport. Gene Ontology annotation, cellular component: plasma membrane. Gene Ontology annotation, molecular function: carboxylic acid transmembrane transporter activity. The transcript is spliced from 3 exons. Bases 1 to 1605 code for a protein of 534 amino acids. The record is from RefSeq and is a predicted model, not a curated record. Lineage: Eukaryota; Fungi; Ascomycota; Dothideomycetes; Botryosphaeriales; Botryosphaeriaceae.
AUGCCAGCCGAAGGCGAGCCCGCGGAGCCCAUGCAGAAGGGUGUUUUGUUCACCGCCAAGCAAGCUUGGGGUGACCUCUUCAUCUGGAAGCAGCGCGUCGUUGUCACCAACGAGUACGGAGAGGAGCGCACCGAGUGGCAGAGCCCUCCCCCGCUGCAGAACCCCUUCACGCUGUUCGCCCAGCUCAGCUUCAAGGAUUGGGUCUUCUUCCUUGUCGGCCUGGCAGCAUGGACCGCCGACGCCUUUGACUUCCACGCCCUGUCCAUCCAGACCGUCAAGCUGUCCAAAUACUACGGCCAAUCCAAGACCAACAUCACCACCGCCAUUACCCUCACCCUUCUGCUGCGCUCAAUUGGCGCUGCCUUCUUCGGUCUCGCUGGUGACAAGUUCGGCCGCAAGUGGCCCAUGGUUCUGAACAUGAUCAUUCUCGGCAUCCUGCAGAUCGCAACCAUCUACAGCACGACCUUCAACCAGUUCCUGGCCGUGCGCAGCUUGUUUGGUCUGUUCAUGGGCGGAGUCUACGGAAACGCCAUUGCCAUGGCCCUCGAGAACUGCCCUGUCAACGCCAGAGGCCUGAUGAGCGGUAUUCUGCAGCAGGGCUACUCUCUCGGUUACGUCUUUGCUGCCUGCGCCAACCUCGGCGUCGGCGGCGCCACCGACAGCUGGAAGACCGUCUUCUGGAUCGCCGCCGGCAUCUCCAUCGCCGUCGGCAUCAUCCGCAUCUUCUUCCCCGAGUCGCAGCAGUUCAUCGAGGCGAAGAAGGCGGGCAAGAAGGCCAUGGCCCCGGGCGCCUUCUGGCACGAGACCAAGGUCAUGCUGGCCCAGGAGUGGAAGAUGUGCAUCUACUGCAUCAUCCUGAUGACCUGGUUCAACUACUACAGCCACACCUCGCAGGACAGCUACACCACCUUCAUGCUCACCCAGAAGGAGCUCGACAACAGCGGCGCCUCGCGCGCCUCGAUCCUCAUGAAGGUCGGCGCCUGCGUCGGCGGCACCAUCAUCGGCUACCUCUCGCAGUUCGUCGGCCGCCGUCGCGCCAUCAUCGUUGCCGCCCUCGUCUCCGGCUGCCUCAUCCCUGCCUGGAUCCUGCCCGAGGGCGAGCGCUCCCUGUCCGCCAGCGGCUUCUUCAUGCAGUUCUUUGUCCAGGGUGCCUGGGGUGUCAUCCCCAUCCACCUUAACGAGCUGUCGCCCCCUGCGUUCCGCUCCAGUUUCCCUGGUAUCACCUACCAGCUCGGCAACAUGAUCUCGUCGCCGUCGGCCCAGAUCGUCAACGCCAUCGCCGAGAAGACGCUGAUCAAGAUCGACAACGGCGACAGCGUGCCCGCCUACGGGCCCGUCAUGGGCGUCGCCACGGCCAUCAUCGCCAUCGGCAUCGCCGUCACCACCGCCUUCGGCCCGGAGAAGCGCGGCCGCCACUUCGAGGCCGCCAAGGUCGCCGGCGCCGUCGAGGAGCCCGUCAAGGACGUCGAGGCCGGCUUCGGCAGCUUCGCUUCGCAGGGCGGCAAGGGCGGCCCUAAGGACGCGGGUGCCGAGAAGAUCGAGAUGGCCGAGAACACGUCGCCCGUCGAUGAGAGCAAGACCGACAACAAGGAGGUCAAGGUCUAG